ACUCAGCGAUGGGCUCGUGUGGCGCGAGCUCUGGCGCCGCCUGGUGGACACGUCACUGUAGUGCGACGCAGCGCGUCAGUGCGUCAGUCACCAGCGACCUGUAACUACUUCAAGCCACUUUGUUAUAUCAAUUCAAUGGGGGAAAAAAGAGGAAGCAGAAUUUAAUAGAAAGAGAGAGAGAGCUCCCCCCCCCUCUUCUCUCCCCCCCCUCUCUCUACGGGGUGUGUCCACACAGAGAAGGUCCGUCGUUGGCUUUGUUUCGUGGUGAGCCACUUGUGAAACACCUUUCGACUCACAACAGCCGCUCAGCCUUCUACCAUGAUGCAGAUGCAGGUGGUGAUCUGUUUGGCUCUCGUGGCUCUGGUUGGGGCUGACGAGUGUCCGGACGGAGGCAGAUGUGAAGACGGUAACACCUGCUGCAACGACCCGGCCAACGGCUACGAAUGCUGCCCACUGGAUCAGGCCGAGUGCUGCGGGGAUCACGUGCACUGCUGUCCCGCCGGAACAAUCUGCCACGCACCCACGUCCAGCUGUUUGAACGCCACUGGCACCUUCCCCUGGGUGGAAAGAUCUGCCGCGGAUCAGCCCGCUCUCUCUAAGUCCUUCAGGAUGAUCAAGUCGUCCGCGGGGGAGGACGACGACAACGUCUGUCCCGAUCAGUCCCGAUGCCCGGCCGAGUUUUCCUGCCUGAAGGCUUUGACAAAGUUUGGCUGCUGUCCGUUAGCUCAGGGAGUCCCCUGCGCCGACGGGAAACACUGCUGUCCUGAAGGCCACCAGUGCAGCGCAGACUGCCGCUCCUGCAUCAAACAAGCGGCUGUGACUGCGGUUCUGUGCAAAGAUGGAAAGUCCGAGUGUCCGGAUGGAACCACCUGCUGCGAAAACCCAGAUGGAACGUGGGCCUGCUGUCCCCUGCCGAAGGCCGUGUGCUGUGAGGAUAAGACGCACUGCUGCCCUGAAGGCACCACAUGCGAUGUCCAACACGACAAGUGCAUUUCCCCGUUCACCAAAAAGGAGUUCCCCAUGUGGGCCAAGUCGCCUGCCAGGAGGAGAGCGGACUGGGAAAACCUGAAAGACCAGUUUCCUCUUUCACCAUGCGAAGAAGUCACCACUGUGAGUGCAGCUAGUCCCAAAGGGGAGGAAGGACCGUCCGUCACCACGCCCGCUGCAGAUGAGAUGUUUUCCAUGGAUUUAGGCGUCCGUGUCGCAUGUGAUGCUGCAGAAGCCUGCGCAGGUAACGCCACGUGCAGCACGUCAGCAGAGGGCGGCUGGAGCUGCUGUCCACUGCCAGAGGCGGUUGGCUGUGAAGAUUUAGUUCACUGCUGCCCCAAAGGGCGAAAAUGUAACCCGGCCACUCAGACCUGCGACAGCGAGGAAUGCUCCGUGCCGUGGGUCGAGAAGGUUCCCACAGUGCCCAGACCGCAGGUGGGAAAUGUGUCAUGUGACGCCACCCACGCCUGUCCCGAUGGCACCACCUGCUGCAAGAAUGCAACACAAGAUUGGUCCUGCUGUCCUCUGCCUGAGGCCGUCUGCUGCGAGGACCACGUGCACUGCUGCCCGAGCGGCACCACCUGCAACCUGCCCGCGCUCAGCUGCGACAGCGCCUCGGGCUCCACGCCCGCGCGGCCCAAGACGCCCGCGUUCGUCACGCCGGAGCCUUUCGCCGAAAGUCGGCCGACGACAACGGCCGCGGCGACGACGACGGCGGCGGCGCCGGCGGCGGAGGGCGACGUGGUUCAGUGUGACCCCCACACCAGCUGCCCCCGGUCCAGCACUUGUUGCUUCAUGGCCGAGUCUCAGAAGUGGGGUUGUUGCCCGCUGCCGGAGGCGGUUUGCUGCUCUGACGGGAACCACUGCUGCCCCACGGGCUACACGUGCGACGUGAAGAAGACCACGUGCACCAAAGGGGAAGUGGUGAUUCCCUGGUACACCAAGCUGCCGGCCAGCGUGGGGGCCGAUCCCGGCUCCGUCCAGUGCGACCAGAAGCUCCAGUGCCCCGACGAGACCACCUGCUGCCGGAUGCUGUCGGGCGAGUGGGGCUGCUGCCCGAUGCCAGACGCUGUGUGCUGCCCGGAUAAGUUGCACUGCUGCCCGCAGGGUUACACCUGCAACAUGGCCUCCAACACCUGCCAGAAGCUCCUCAUGCUGCAGCUGCAGGUUGUCCCUCUGACACGGGUGUAUCUGCCCAAGCCUGAACCCACGUUGAGUCCCUCAAACCAGGGGGACGUGCCGUGUGAUGAGGAAACCAGCUGUCCCGAUGGAGAGACCUGCUGCAGGAUCUCGGCUACGUCGUGGGGCUGCUGUCCUUCUCCCAAUGCGGUGUGCUGCAGCGACAUGCAGCACUGCUGCCCCGAGGGCCACACCUGCACCGAGACCGGGGGCUGCAGCGGGAACAAUUGGCCCCACUGGAACAAGUGGCAGGUGUUCUUCAGCAACAAAAAGAGAUCUUUGAUUAAGUGAAGAGCCUUCCCCUGCACUGCCAUUUGAUUCUGCACCGUGCACUAAAUGGAAAUAAUGCAGAAGAGAUUUUAUUUGUGGGGAAGGGGAUGCUGAGUGUAUUGCACGAUGGGUUAUGAUGUUGUGCAACCACCACUACGCGCCACAACAUCAGGGCAUUCACUUUUUAAUGACUCAUUUUAAAAUUCAGGCCGAGCCUUUUUAUUCCAAGCAAGCAGUUGCACGAUGAAUUUACCUCCAUCCAUUAAAUACAAUCCACUGGCAAUGUGAUUCUUCUUGUGUGUGUUCUGCUUCAGCUGCUUUGUACUCCACAGGUCGCUUCUUCAUCAAUACUCGCUCACAAUUCAGGGCAUGCAUUUAUCAUUUUAAUUAUUUGUGAUUUUUUUGCACCUCAUGAUGAGUGAGUCCUGUUUAAUGCGGGUCACUACUUCAGAAUUGGGAUAUAAUUGUGGAAUAAUCUGUAAUGAGUUAGUGUUUUGAUUUUGUGCAUCUCGUUUUCAUUCAUAUUAAUUUUGGAUUUGGACUCACCGUGACGCAAUCACGCAGAGAUAAUACACUUUUCAAGCUUUAUCUGCAUGAAACUAAUAAACAGGAAAUGUGUUACAACAUUA
Messenger RNA from Pungitius pungitius (ninespine stickleback), 3065 nucleotides. RefSeq names its product granulin a (gene grna). Gene Ontology annotation, cellular component: extracellular region. The record is from RefSeq and is a predicted model, not a curated record. The coding region runs from base 319 to 2457 and encodes 712 amino acids. The transcript is spliced from 14 exons. Lineage: Eukaryota; Metazoa; Chordata; Actinopteri; Perciformes; Gasterosteidae.